UCACCUCUCGACGAAACUUUUCUGCACCUUCCCGUUCGCCUUCCUCCCGCUGCUGCCGCUGCCAGCGCAGCUGCAUGAGCUGGUCUGUCAUUUUUGCUCAUUUUCGCUCUGGGGAUGAGGGGACGACCUAGCCUGGACCAGAACCAGCAGCUGAAGAGGAGAAGAAACCGCGAGCGAACCUCACAGGAGAGCGUACCGACGAGCUAUCUCACGAUCUAAGCCCGUGCGAUACCGUUGCUCGAUCGUGGGUGAAGGCUCACGAACCAAUCAAGCCCGACGGUUGUUCUUCGUUGGCGCCAAAACUUCUCUUUGGAUCGCGGGUUAUAUUUCAGCGCGGGUCACGCUGGUAGUUAGUCCCUAAGUCGAGCCAGCGAUGGCGGAUUCGGCGUCAGAUUCGGCGGCGGGUUUGGCGCCGGAUUUGACGAAGCAAUCAGCCAUCGCUGCACGUGAGGCAGAAGCGGCGCGUCGAACGGGUCGCAUGUCCGACGGCAUGUGCGCUGGUGCCUAUGCUGACUCGCUGAAAUGUCUGGAUAAGAACAGCUACGACAAGAGCAAGUGCGAGGACAAGUUCGACGCGUACAAAGAGUGCAGAAAAGUAGAGCGGGAGAAGCGAUUGGAAGCAAACAGCAAAAAGUCGUUCUUUGGAUGACCUUACAUGAGGUAGUAGGUACCAGCAGCUCCUAAUGUUUGAUAUUCUCUGCUUUGUAAAAAAAAAUGUGUUUUUGUGUUUAUUCCUUAGUGUCUGAAAAGAAGGCCCUCGACCAACUUUCCCGUGCUGUGACAGAAUACUG
Messenger RNA from Closterium sp. NIES-67, 791 nucleotides. Lineage: Eukaryota; Viridiplantae; Streptophyta; Zygnematophyceae; Desmidiales; Closteriaceae. The record is from the annotation of a GenBank genome assembly.